This is a messenger RNA of Belonocnema kinseyi, 399 nucleotides long. Its product is annotated as putative RNA-binding protein Luc7-like 2. Bases 1 to 399 code for a protein of 132 amino acids. The transcript has a single exon. The record is from RefSeq and is a predicted model, not a curated record. Lineage: Eukaryota; Metazoa; Arthropoda; Insecta; Hymenoptera; Cynipidae.
AUGGAUCGCGAUUCGGUUAAACGUGUCCAUUCCACAGACCGUCACUCGAAGAGGUCUCGCAGCCACGAUCCAGAAAAAUAUUCAGUUGUGAAGCUUUAUAGGAAAAGAAGGCGAACUGAACGCUCCUCGCUUAGCAGACAGCGAUCGAGAUCCCGUGAAGCACGGAAAUAUUGGGGCGACGAGAUUGGCGGAGAACGUAGUCCGAGAGGCUCGUCACGUCAUGGUCGCCACCGUCCCACUAAGAUAUACCAAAAAUCGAGGGAACAUCGCUCGAGAAAAUCUAGAUACGACAAGCAUGGCGGUGAGCGACACACGAGAGGUGCGCCACGUCAUAGUCGUCAUCGUUCCCGUAGACCUCUAAGGGAGCGGCCACGCCGCUAUUCAACGUCCUCGUCUUAA